Messenger RNA from Malania oleifera, 2169 nucleotides. Its product is annotated as mitochondrial carrier protein CoAc1. Lineage: Eukaryota; Viridiplantae; Streptophyta; Magnoliopsida; Santalales; Ximeniaceae. The transcript is spliced from 7 exons. Gene Ontology annotation, biological process: transmembrane transport. The record is from RefSeq and is a predicted model, not a curated record. Bases 936 to 2003 code for a protein of 355 amino acids. Gene Ontology annotation, cellular component: mitochondrial inner membrane.
UAUUGGAAUUGGAUUAUGAGAAUAGCCCUGCCCAAUCACGCAACUCUUUUUGAACGUUAAGUAAAGCGCCGCCUUCUUCGCUGUCGGGUCUAAGAAGGAAGGAUAGCGCGAGGAAUCCCCCAACCUCACCACUCGGCGCAGGAGAACGGGUAUGGUUUUUUCUUAGACGCAUACCUGUUUUCCUGUAAACCCUAUAAACCUUUUUUACGUUUUCAAUUCAUCUUUUUUCAAAUAUCUCGAUCAAUCCCAAUUGGGUAUUCUGGAUUUAGCCGCGGAUCCCUGGGGAGUUAUUAGGCCUGAAGGGGUUCUGAUUGUAAAUCUCUUUUGCCUUUUUCUUUUUUGAAAAAUUUGAUGAUCUUGAUCGAUCCUGAGCCGGCGUUCUCGAUUUCGUUGUAGACUAUUCUGGGCGUUAUCGUGGAUAGAGAAGUUCUGAUUGUCGAUUUCUUUUUGCCGAUUUCGGUCGAAAUAUUUCCUGUUGUGGAUCAAUCUCAAGUGGAUCUUGUCUAUUUGGUUAUGAAUUCCUAAGGACGCCAUUACGUUUUAAGGGUUUGAUUCUGAUAAUUGAUUUUCGAUCAAAUUUGCUGAGACCGAUCGAAUUGUUUGGUGCUGAUGAUAUUUUUCUUGUGACCCAUGUGGGUGUUGUUUAAAUUGAAGGGGUUAUUUUAUUAUCGACCGUCGUGGUUAGUUUAUUGCAACUGUUGAUGUAUCUUGGUAUUAGUGAAGAGGAAGAUCGGCUUGUGAACUAUCCCUGCACAUUUCUGGGUGUUCUCAGGCUGUUGUGUCUGCCCUUUGAGCAAAAAGGCUUCUCAUUUUGUAUUCCAAGAGAUAGAUGGGAUAAGGAGUUCUUUAAGCUGCAGGGUGGGUGAUUAUAAUUGAUAUUUUUUUGAGCAUAUAUAGAAAGGUUUUUAUAGAGUAUUUGGUGGGAGUAAAUUGAUAUGGAUCCAUCGCAAGGAUCCACCUUGUCCACGAAUGUGGCUGGGCUUGUUGAUGGAUCGGCUGCAAGCAGGGAGAUUUAUUAUGUUGAUCAUUUGCCUGUUUAUGUUAAGGAACUAAUUGCAGGUGGUACUGCUGGAGCAGUUGCUAAGACUGCAAUUGCUCCUUUGGAGAGAAUCAAAAUACUCUUGCAGACAAGAACUGAAGGGUUCCGUUCUCUUGGGGUGUGCGGUUCACUUAAGAAGUUACUAAAGCAUGAAGGUGUUUCAGGGUUUUAUAAAGGAAAUGGUGCUAGUGUCCUUCGGAUAGUGCCCUAUGCAGCCCUACAUUACAUGACAUAUGAGCAAUAUCGGUGCUGGAUCUUGAAUAACUAUUCUACCUUAGGAACUGGACCAAUCAUAGAUCUUUUAGCUGGCUCAGCAGCCGGAGGGACAGCAGUUUUAUGCACAUAUCCCCUUGAUCUGGCUCGAGCUAAACUUGCUUAUCAGAUUGUGGACACAAGAGGAAGUUUCAAGAAUCGUAUGGGAAAUUUUCAAGCUCAAUCAGCAUAUAAUGGUAUAAAUGAUGUAAUAAAAAAUGUUUACAAGGAAGGGGGAGUACGUGCUCUUUAUCGAGGUGUAGGUCCAACACUAAUUGGAAUCCUUCCUUAUGCUGGUUUGAAGUUUUAUAUAUACGAGGAACUUAAAAGUCAUUUUUCUGAAGAGCACCAAAAGUCCAUUGUAAUGCGAUUGUCUUGCGGGGCUCUAGCUGGGUUAUUUGGGCAAACCUUCACUUACCCAUUAGAUGUUGUCAGAAGACAGAUGCAGGUUGAAAAUCUGAUGCCUUCAACUCAAGGUAAUGUCAGAUAUAGGAACACAAUCGAUGGGCUUGUCACUAUUGUCCGUAAUCAUGGUUGGAGACAGUUGUUUGCCGGACUAAGCAUCAAUUACAUCAAGAGGCAUCAUAUUGUUGCUGAUUCUUGUUCUCAAAAAUUAAGGCAUCUCAUUGCGAAGGGCUACAGUACCUGGGGUGAAGAAGCAUCAUCAAUUAUGUGCAAUUUUUUUUUGUUUUUGCCAUUUGUUUGUGAAUAAGAGUUGUUGACACAAUACCAUUAAAUUUUCGAGGCAUACUGGGAUUUAGAGAAUUUAUUUGCUAGUUUUACCUGUAUAAAUGCAAGUUUCUUGAUAAUUUUUAACUCGUUGAAUUUAAUCACUGAUUCUGGCCAAAAUUUUGGUUGGGAGUAGUCCUUGAUUUUUU